Messenger RNA from Symbiodinium pilosum, 489 nucleotides. The record is from the annotation of a GenBank genome assembly. NCBI's taxonomy places the organism in Eukaryota, Dinophyceae, Suessiales, Symbiodiniaceae.
AUGAAGGCCGAGGAGGCUCAGGAGCUGGCCCAGAAGCUGCAAUCCGAGGCCUCGCAAGCGCGGCAAGAGCUGGAGGCAGCUAAAGCUGAAAGCUCAUCGUGGUCCUCCGAGUUGCUUGAGCUCAGAGAGGCUCGCCAGCAGCUGUCGCAGCAGGCUGCUGAUGCAGCAGCGAGCUGCGAGAGUCACAAGCAGUUGAUCCGAGCUUUGCAGCAAAGCAUGGCGGAGCAGAGCCAGCAGGCUGAGGCGGAGUUGUCAGAGCUUCGCCGACAGUUAGCAGAAGCACAGCCUACAAUCCAACGCGCUUUGCCGGAGUCCGAGUCAGUUGCGAACCCAAUUUGGCUGGAUGCGGCCAAGCAAACGUUGAGGUCCAAAUCUUCAUCGACGCCGCAGCGAAAGAGCUCAGCCGGCGAGUGGCGAGCCAGGGUGCACAGUUUUCCUGGAGCUGUGAAGAUGAUGCAGGUGGAGAUCAGAGAUGUUUGUGCGGUCUAG